AUGUUCUUAAAGAAGGAAGGAAGAUAUACACUAUCUAUCUAUCUACCUAUCUAUCUCUGUUCAGACCUAUCUAUCUAUCUAUCUAUCUAUAUCUGCUCAGAUCUCAUCUAUCUAUCUAUAUCUAUCAGAUCUAUCUAUCUAUCUAUAUCUGCUCAGAUCUAUCUAUCUAUCUAUCUAUCUAUAUCUGCUCAGAUCUAUCUAUCUAUCUAUCUAUCUAUAUCUGCUCAGAUCUAUCUAUCUAUCUAUCUAUCUAUAUCUGCUCAGAUCUAUCUAUCUAUCUAUCUAUCUAUAUCUGCUCAGAUCUAUCAUUCAUCUAUCUAUAUCUGCUCAGAUUAUCUAUCUAUCUAUCUAUCUAUAUCUGCUCAGAUCUAUCUAUCUAUCUAUCUAUCUAUAUCUGCUCAGAUCUAUCAUAUCUAUCUAUCUAUCUAUAUCUGCUCAGAUCUAUCUAUCUAUCUAUCUAUCUAUAUCUGCUCAGAUCUAUCUAUCUAUAUCUGCUCAGAUCUAUCUAUCUAUCUAUCUCUAUCUGCUCAGAUCUAUCUAUCUAUCUAUCUCUAUCUGCUCAGAUCUAUCUAUCUAUCUCUAUCUGCUCAGAUCUAUCUAUCUAUCUCUAUCUGCUCAGAUCUAUCUAUCUAUCUCUAUCUGCUCAGAUCUAUCUAUCUAUCUCUAUCUGCUCAGAUCUAUCUAUCUAUCUCAUCUGCUCAGAUCUAUCUAUCUAUCUCUAUCUGCUCAGAUCUAUCUAUCUAUCUCUAUCUGCUCAGAUCUAUCUAUCUAUCUCUAUCUGCUCAGAUCAUCUAUCUAUCUCUCAUCUGCUCAGAUCUAUCUAUCUAUCUCAUCUGCUCAGAUCUAUCUAUCUAUCUAUUCAUCUGCUCAGAUCAUUCUCAUCUAUCUAUCUCAUCUGCUCAGAUCUAUCAUCUAUCAUCUGCUGCUCAGAUCUAUCUAUCUAUCUAUCUCAUCUGCUCAUCUGCUCAGAUCUAUCUAUCUGCUCAGAUCUAUCUAUCUGUUCAUCUGUUCAUCUAUCUAUCUCUAUCUGCUCAGAUCUAUCUAUCUCUGCUCAGAUCUAUCUAUCUAUCUCUGCUCAGAUCUAUCUAUCUAUCUCUGCUCAGAUCUAUCUAUCUAUCUCUAUCUAUAUCUGCUCAGAUCUAUCUAUCUCUGCUCAGAUCUAUCUCUCAGUUCAGAUAUAUUGAUCUAUCUUGA
This is a messenger RNA of Acanthosepion pharaonis, 1194 nucleotides long. The record is from the annotation of a GenBank genome assembly. NCBI's taxonomy places the organism in Eukaryota, Metazoa, Mollusca, Cephalopoda, Sepiida, Sepiidae.